This is a messenger RNA of Musa acuminata AAA Group (dessert banana), 1670 nucleotides long. RefSeq names its product serine racemase. The record is from RefSeq and is a predicted model, not a curated record. Bases 496 to 1497 code for a protein of 333 amino acids. Gene Ontology annotation, molecular function: D-serine ammonia-lyase activity; pyridoxal phosphate binding; ATP binding. NCBI's taxonomy places the organism in Eukaryota, Viridiplantae, Streptophyta, Magnoliopsida, Zingiberales, Musaceae. The transcript is spliced from 7 exons. Gene Ontology annotation, biological process: D-serine biosynthetic process.
AUCAGUAACUUCAGUUCAACUAAAUUAAAUUGGGGCGCAAGCGAACACCCUCCUACUUCGCGUGCACGCGGGCCGCGGGAGUUCGGAGCUCGCGUCGGGGUGACGGCAACCCAUCUUGGUUUGCUCAAGACAAGUUGCUUGUGGAAAUGCCUGCACCGGUGGUGGCGCCGGUGUCGUUGUGAAUGUGAGAAGAGCUGUGGUUUCUGUCAGAUCGGUUAGGUGGAAAACAUCAUUCACUAGUUUCCUUUCUAUUUCUUUGCCACUGUUCACUGUUUGAUUAGCUGUUUGCUCUAGUGGGAGUAGUACAAUAACAGCGACAUUGCUUGUUUAACACUGUCCAACUAGAAGGGUUAUCUCUGGGAAGCGGCUUGGCCGCCACUAAAUAGUACAAAUUCUCAAAGAUUUCUCUGUUACCGACUAACUAGGCUGAUAAAUGCAACUGCUUGAAACCUCUGUUUGGUCUUUUCUAACUAUAUAAUAUAUUGAUAGGGUAUAAUGGACAGUGGAAACCAACUACAAAGUCAGGGUUAUGCUGCUGAUAUUACCUCCAUAAAAGAGGCAAAACUCCGAAUCAGUCCAUACAUUCAUGAAACUCCAGUCCUUACAUCAAAAUCCUUGAAUUCUAUUGCUCGGAAACAAUUGUAUUUCAAGUGUGAAUGCUUUCAAAAAGGAGGAGCAUUUAAGAUUAGGGGUGCUUCAAAUGCUAUAUUCUCUCUUUCCAAUGAUCAAGCUGCUAAAGGAGUAGUCACACACAGCAGUGGUAACCAUGCUGCAGCUGUGUCUUUGGCUGCAAAGCUACGUGGAAUCCCUGCAUAUAUAGUAAUACCAGAAAAUGCUCCACGAUGCAAGAUUGAAAAUGUCAAGCGCUACGGUGGGCAAGUCAUCUGGAGCGAACCCACAUUUCAAUCAAGAGAGAAUGUUGCUAAAAAAGUUCAGCAAGAAACUGGCGCAAUUAUGGUUCAUCCAUUCAAUGAUAAGUACAUCAUAAGUGGGCAGGGUACCAUCUCACUGGAGCUUUUGGAGCAAAUCCCUGAAAUUGACACCAUAGUAGUACCAAUAAGUGGUGGUGGUUUGAUAUCUGGUGUGACUUUGGCUGCAAAAGCCAUCAAUCCUUCUAUUCGGAUUUUGGCUGCUGAACCAAGGGGCGCUGAUGAUGCAGCUCAGUCCAAGGCAGCAGGGCAGAUUCUCAGAUUACCUGAGACCAAAACCAUAGCUGAUGGCCUCUGUGCUUUUCUAGGAGAUCUGACAUGGCCAGUGGUUAGGGAUUUAGUGGAUGAUAUCAUCACUGUGGACGAUGAAGCGAUCAUCGAAGCCAUGAGAAUGUGUUACGAGAUUCUCAAAGUGGCUGUGGAACCCAGUGGGGCCAUCGGGCUUGCUGCUGUUCUCUCGGAUCAGUUUCAACAAAGUGCUGCUUGGAAGGAUAGCAACAACAUCGGUAUCAUUCUUUCCGGAGGAAACAUUGAUCUUGGUGUGCUUUGGAAGUCUUUUGGAAAAUGAAUGUUACUACGUGUGUUCAUUGUGUUAUCUGAUUGGCAACAUGUUUGAUGAGCAUACUAAUGACUUCAAACGUAUAAAAGCUCAUGCUUGUUAACAUUUUAGGGCGUUGUUUCAAUCUUUGAGAGCAACCAAAUCUUUUACUAGAAAUAUAUGAAUAUGGCUCUUUGUGUGCA